Messenger RNA from Pocillopora damicornis (cauliflower coral), 4919 nucleotides. RefSeq names its product myosin IE heavy chain. Gene Ontology annotation, biological process: peptidyl-serine phosphorylation; regulation of DNA-templated transcription; regulation of actin filament length. The record is from RefSeq and is a predicted model, not a curated record. Gene Ontology annotation, molecular function: protein binding; ATP binding; protein serine/threonine kinase activity. Gene Ontology annotation, cellular component: myosin complex. NCBI's taxonomy places the organism in Eukaryota, Metazoa, Cnidaria, Anthozoa, Scleractinia, Pocilloporidae.
CGCUGUGGCUCCACGACAAGAUGGCGGUCAACGAAGGUGACGAUCUAGCAUCCCUAGAAGCCAAGACAGUCAACGAUGGAGCGAUCGUGGAAUUGUUAAGGAGAAGAUACAGCCACCACAUGAUUUAUACCUACGUCAGCGAUGUAUUGCUCUCAGUGAAUCCUUUUCAACAUCUACCCAUCUAUGGGCCAAAGGCUAUAAAAGCUUACCAGGAUUCACAGCCUAACCGGCAGUUGUCACCUCACGUGUACUCAAAAUGCAAGGCAAUUCUACGAUCAAUGCACCAUUCCUCAAAAAGCCAGUGUUGUGUGUUGACUGGUGAUAGUGCAUCAGGGAAGACUGAGUCUCUUAAACACCUCCUGGACUAUGUUGUCAGUGUUGUUUCACCCACAAGUACCAGUUUGAAAGCCAAAUUUUCAAAGGUACAGCUUAUUUUGGAAGCUUUUGGAAAUGCAGUAACAGCACAAAACAGAAACUCAAGCAGGUUUGCUAUGUUCUACGAGGUGUACUUUUCACCUGAGAUGAAGUUAUCAGGAGGAAAGGUGCACCACUACAUGUUAGAAAAAUCAAGAGUUGUUCAUCAAGAAAAGGGAGCAAAGAACUUUCAUGUAUUCCAUUAUCUUUUGUAUGGAUUGGAUGUAGAUGAACAGCAGGAGUACCACUUGAGUUCUGAAUAUCCUCACAGAUACCUCUCUUAUGACCCAACAGUUCCUCCAGUGGAUGAGACCAGCAAGAAAAUCUUAAGUGAGAAAUAUAUAGAGCUGUUAAAGUGCAUGGAGUCCGUUGGCUUUACUAAAGAGGAAAUUCUCAACGUCUCCAAGUGUUUAGUUGCUAUUCUUCACAUUGGAAAUGUUGCAUUUGGUUCAAAAACACAAACAAAUUCAGCAUUUGUGAAAGAUCCUCAGCCUGUGAAAUGCGCUAGUUCACUUCUUGGUGUGUUAGAGGAUGAUAUGGGUGAGGCUCUGAUAAAGGGAAUCACCUACCAAAAAGGUGAGAAGAUAUCAAUUCAAAAGCCUGUGGGUCUGGCUAAUGAAGGGCGAGACAACUUAGCCAAGAUGCUGUAUGGUCGCUUGUUUGGCUGGCUUGUGUUGAAAGUAAACAGCUGCUUGAAGGAUAAAGAUAAUGAACUAAGGCAUUACACAGGCCCAUCCCUUGGACUGCUUGAUAUUUUUGGGUUUGAAAAGUGUGAAGUAAAUGGUCUUCAGCAACUCUGCAUCAACACUGCAAAUGAGCAGUUGGCACAUUUUUACAACCAACGUGUUUUUGCUUGGGAACAGGAGGAGCUUGAAUCAGAAGGCCUGAAAACCCAAAAGAUAUCCUAUUAUGAUAACAAGAAAGUUGUUGACCUUUUGCUUAAUCCACCCCAAGGGCUGCUGCCGAUUUUGGAAGAUGAAAGCAAAACAGCCCUUUCCACUGAUGCAGCCUUCGUUAAAAAAUGCAGUUCUGCUCAUCGGAAGCACUCCAAUUAUGGGAUGACCAAAUCACCUUAUCCAUCCUUCACUAUAAGGCAUUAUACUGCUGCUGUGACUUAUGUGGCAUUGGGUUUCAUGAACAGUAACAAGGAAAUGCUGGGUGCAAGUCUUCUUCACUGCAUGCAAGGAAGCAGCAAUGAGUUUGUGAGUAGACUUUUCAGGGCUACCAUUUCAGGGACAGGUUCAUUAUCAGUGCAUCAAGAAAGAUCAGCGGUUCCGGAAAUUUUGAUGCAAAUGAAGAAAAACAAAAAGAAUCCGACUUUAAGACAUAAAGCAGCUGUCGUGCAACACUUGACUGGUACAGAAUCUCGUCAAGCAGAACGGGGUUUCCACACAACGGGAUCCCAGUUAAGAGCUUCCAUCGCCGAACUUAUGAAGAAAGUGUUGUCUUGUGAAGUGCAUUUUAUCAGGUGUAUCAAGCCAAAUUCGUAUCAGUCCCCCGACCGAUUUGAUCCCGACACGGUUCUCGCUCAAGUGAGGGCGCUGGCUGUGGUUCAGACGAUUCAGAUGAGGAAUUUUGGGUUUCCUGUUUGGUUCCCAUUUGACGUCUUCAUCAAAAGGUUUGGCAUCCUGGCUGGUCUGCCCUUAGGUGCGUUUGUGAAAGACAGUAAUCAGACAUGUCAGAAGAUGCUUCGUCAGUUGGCAGGUUCUCAAGGUUGGAGAAUGGGUAAAACUAAGGUGUUUUUGAAGUAUUGGUGUUUAGAAAGGUUGUACACACUCCUGGAUCGCUUCGACUCUGUGGCUGUCGUUAUACAGAAAGUUGUCAGAGGCUGGCAGGCGAGGGCUCUUUAUUCCAGACUGAAACGGCUGAAAGGGGUACAGGAAAAUAAUGUGAAAAGUUUCCUGAAUACGAUCGGCGGUCGAAGUGAGACGAUGUUUCAACACAACACCAAUCAAGUCAAGGAGGAGGACUCAAAACAAAUACAUAAACAAAACGAGAUGGCCAAUGUGAACAGACAGGCAUGGAGCCCGAACCUUCUGAACCAAAAGAGUCCAUCGGCAUCCUCACAAACGUCAAGUUUCGAUUUCCCAGAUGCAGGCUCACCGCCAACUUCCCCUCGCCCCAAUCCUCCGCAGCAGAGAAUGUCUGACUUAUCACUGGGUUCUGUCUCCGAUAUAUUCGGCCCAGACUCUCCUACAAGUCCCGGUCGUCCUCAGUCGAGAACGUCUAACUUAUCAGUGGGUUCUGUGUCUGAUGUAUUCAGCCCAGACUCUCCUACUCGUCCCGGUCCUCCACAGUCGAGAGCGUCUAACUUAUCUUUGGGUUCUGCCUCUGAUCUAUUCGGCCCAGACUCUCCUACACGUCCCGGUCCUCCGAAGUCGAGAUGGUCUGAUUUGUCCAUUCUCUCCAUUGGAUCCACGUUUUCAAAUGAAUCUGAAACAGAAUUUGAUGCCGCACCCCUGGUUUGGUGUAAAAUAACUUGCUAUGAGAGGGAAAUUCCUCUAAGUGAGUUCUCCAUUGAUCGUCCGUCAAUCAUCAUCGAUGGCUCCAAUAACGCUUUUGACGUCACAAGGAUCGGCCUCGGAGCGUUACCACCAAGUUCUGACCCCAAGAUUACAAGACUGCGGAACUACGUUGGAAAGGGAAUAGAGAUUGUGAACGAUGAGCAAGGAAACGUAUGGGUGACUCGAGGAAGCAAGAACCACAUUUUUGUGAAGGGUCAUUUCCUAUCCGAAGAGGUGAUCGCUUCAACAGGGGUCCUAGAAAAAGAUGUCACUCUUAAGGUUUUUGAUUGGGAGUCUUUUGCAGCCCUAGUUCAGUAUCACUGCCUUGAGUCCAAAAACUUUGAUUCUGAUAUUGAGGAAAGGAUUUUGUCGAGUACCUCGGUCUACUUCAGUUUUGUGAAAGAUGGCGAGGAUGAUGUCAACACGCCAUGUUGGGCUCAGCUUGAUGUUCUGUCUGCCUUUAAUCAAGCUAAAGCUGCCUGUAAAUAUGCCCGCGAAAGAAAACUCCAAGAAAAACAAAAGAAGCAGAAUGCACUGCCACCGAUUCUUCGUCCCAAGACGAAGAAAUCCCGUGAGUUAGCUGCUGUAGCUAAUUUCCAAGAACAGAUUCGCCCCAGACGUUUCGUUGACACGGAAAAAUUAAACCGGAAGGCAUGGGCGCGAACGGAAGUGGUCAUGAAUCCUUUUCUUUAUGGUAAAAAGGAAAACCUCGCAAUUAUGAAAGUGCUUCAGAAGGAGACAAAUGGGGAAUCCAGAAAAAGUCUCGAUACUGCCUCUCCCAAGUCCCCUUCUGCCGUAUUUGGCAACAACAAUGACAUGACGGACGGGGAUCCUGAGCAGAUCACUGUUGUGAUUGACAAGGUGGAUGAUGUUGGUGAAAUGUUGAGUCAGGAGACACAUACUACAACCAUACAAAAGCCUGGUCGCGAAAAACCCGGCAAGAAAGUCUGGGCCAAGAAAAAACAUGCCGAGGACAAAGCUGAUAAGGCAAAGAAAAAAUCCUCCUCAAAGUUCAGAUAAAGCCAUUAUUCUAAAGUUUCCCGUUUAUUGUCAGGCGAAAUGGAAGAACAUUGCGCGUCACGACUUUUUUACGACAGGAUCUUAAAUAGUGUAAUGAUAUGUAGCCUCUCUUUCUUGCUCCAGCGCGACCUGAGUGAUUGUCACGAGAUCCUAUUUUUCGUCCUAGACCCCUUGCUGGGUAAACGCAAUACAUGUGCUGGAAAUUAUAUUUAUAUACACUUUUAUUUAUCGGUACGUCACAGAAAAGGAAAAGGAGGGUUUUGUAUUCUGUUUUCUUAAUUGGAAUGCGCGACACAUUUUUAGCGUGACUGUUUCCAAUCAAAAUCUUAGGUAUUGCUCGGAUGAUUAUUUAAUAGAUAUCGUAAUUCGACUAUUACUAAGUUUCCACGGGAAAAUCCGAAUCACUGCCAGGGCUAAAACUAGCACAAUUGUAUGAAUUAGUCUUUAGUUUUCGACGACAAGAAAAAUUGCAUUCUUAACCUUGUAUUGCAAAACAUUUUUAAAAGCGCGUGUUUUGUCUUCCCUGUAAGACCUUUCCUUCUUUAAGACCGCUUUUGCAUUCAUUUAUUAUAUAUGCGCAAAAUGUAUAGAUUAUGUGGUAAUUUAGUAGUUUUGUAAUACCAGUAAUUUUUCUUGAUUAUUCUAUAUUUAAAUUUUUAUAGAUGAUACUUUUGUAGAGCCUUCACAGAUGAGUAAGAGCCACAUCUUUUUAUGUGGAUAUGCUGUGAAUAAAUUAUUAUUAUUAUUAGUAUUCGUCGAUUGUCGCAUCGGCAUCGCAAACUCAUGAUGCGAGACUUGCAACCUAUUGCAGUACUAUAGGUAUCGCUUGAAAAAUAUUUUUGGCGGGUUAACCGUACUGGGAUUGUAACCAUGACCUGCUGGAUCAGGGGAACAGACAAUUAUUUAAUAGAAAAUUGUUUGUAGCUAAAAUUAUUUAUGCUGGGUUUGAUUAUCGAUAAAUUAAAGUUCUGUUUAUGGCAA